Molecule: messenger RNA, 7413 nt
Organism: Trachemys scripta elegans
Lineage: Eukaryota; Metazoa; Chordata; Testudines; Emydidae
Gene: ZBTB37
Product: zinc finger and BTB domain containing 37
Exons: 4
Coding region: 110-1621 (503 amino acids)
Biological process (GO): regulation of transcription by RNA polymerase II
Molecular function (GO): RNA polymerase II cis-regulatory region sequence-specific DNA binding; DNA-binding transcription factor activity, RNA polymerase II-specific; protein binding
Source: RefSeq, a predicted model, not a curated record
GAAUUUUCUUCCGGGGUGCGGCCCGCUCGGGGGGUUUCGCUUCCGGGACGGUGUUCCGGCCCGUUCCCACCCCCGGGAGCUGGGUUGUACUUCUACAACUGGGGCAGCCAUGGAGAAAAGUGGAAACAUUCAGCUGGAGAUCCCUGACUUCAGCAACUCUGUCCUGAGCCACCUCAACCAGCUGCGCAUGCAGGGCCGCCUGUGUGACAUAGUGGUCAACGUUCAAGGACAAGCUUUCCGUGCUCACAAAGUGGUGCUGGCUGCUAGCUCGCCCUACUUCCGUGACCAUAUGUCAUUGAACGAGAUGAGCACGGUCUCCAUUUCAGUCAUUAAGAACCCCACUGUUUUUGAGCAGCUCCUUUCCUUUUGUUAUACCGGGCGGAUAUGCCUGCAGUUGGCUGACAUCAUCAGUUACCUAACGGCAGCCAGCUUCCUGCAGAUGCAGCACAUUAUAGACAAAUGUACGCAGAUCCUCGAGGGAAUUCACUUCAAAAUUAAUGUGGCAGAGGUUGAAGCUGAACCGAGCCAGACUAGAACAAAGCAUCAGGAGAGACCCCCAGAGUCUCACCGGGUUACCCCAAAUCUAAACCGCUCUCUGAGCCCACGCCACAACACUCCAAAAGGGAGUCGUCUAGGCCAAGUCAGCACUGUGCUGGACAUUCGGGAGCUGAGCCCGCCUGAGGAGUCCACCAGCCCUCAGAUAAUUGAGCAGAGUUCAGAUGUAGAGAGCAGGGAGCCCAUACUGCGGAUUAACAGAGCAGGACAGUGGUACGUUGAGACAGGAGUGGCAGACCGUGGGGGACGGAAUGACGAUGAUGUUAGGGUUCUUGGAGGAGUGCGCAUUAAAACAGAGAACCUGGAGGAGUGGCUGGGAACGGAGAAUCAGCCAUCGGGAGAAGAUGGGAGCAGCGCUGAGGAGGUCACGACCAUGGUAAUUGACACAACAGGCCACGGAUCGAUGGGCCAGGAGACUUACACAUUAGGGUCAUCAGGAGCCAAAGUGGUUAGGCCAACCAGCAGUGAGAUUGACAGAUUUAGCCCUUCGGGCAGCAUGGUUACUGUAACUGAGCGGUACAGAUCGAAAAGUGAGUCUCCCGGGCGGAUGGAUGAGCCUAAGCAGCCCAAUUCCCAGGUGGAGGAGUCCGCCAUGAUUGGAGUGAGCGGUUAUGUUGAGUAUCUCCGUGAACAGGAAGUGUCUGAGCGGUGGUUCCGGUACAACCCGCGGCUCACCUGCAUCUACUGUGCCAAAUCCUUCAACCAGAAAGGCAGUCUAGACCGGCACAUGCGUCUCCACAUGGGCAUCACGCCCUUCGUCUGCCGCAUGUGCGGUAAAAAGUACACCCGCAAGGAUCAGCUGGAGUACCACAUCCGCAAGCACACAGGCAACAAGCCCUUUCAUUGCCACGUUUGCGGCAAGAGCUUCCCCUUCCAGGCCAUCCUCAACCAACACUUUCGCAAAAACCACCCUGGCUGUGUGCCUCUGGAGGGACCGCACAGCAUUUCCCCCGAGACCACCGUCACCUCCAGGGGGCAGGCGGAGGAAGAGUCUCCCCCGCAGGAGGAAGCUGUUGUGGCAGGGGAAACGGCACAGGGAUCUGUGUCCACCACUGGGCCAGAUUGAAACGGGCUGUGGGGGAGGACCCUCUUCCCAUUUGGCUGUAAGCAGUCAGCACCGAGACGGCGGGCUGGUACUGGUAUCAGUGCAAUGCCACCAACGGACGGGAUGUUGCCAAAACAGAAGAUUAACAAAAACAAAGUGCUAAAAGCUUUCCCCCUUUUCCUCAUCUCCUUGGGAAAAAACAAAACUGGGUCAAUCGACUUCUGAUUCAGGGAUCGACGGGAUUUUUUAAUGUUUUUAAUAUAUUCAAUAGCGAUCCAGGAGAAGCAGUCGUUUUAUUUCUUGACCGCAUUUUGGCUCAGCACCUCGGUCUCUGUGGUGGUGUUGGCUGUAAUGGCCCUAAUUCAGUGAGUGCAGUGCACAGGUGUCUGUCUUCGCAACAGCUGCUGGUCCAUCACAUGAGGUAGCAGGGGCAAGGAACACUUACCGUCCCGUUUUCCCAGGUAGUUGUCAUGUUAAAGAAAUCUCACUCUCCUGGUGGAUCUUGCCCUGCCUGAGUGUAUUUAUCCUGUCUUAUUUUGGUGUGUCUCUUUUAAAAUUUUAAUUAAACCAUUAUUUUAGGGCUUUCUGCUUGCCCUUUCCAGGCGUAUGGCAUUCUGCCCGCUGGUUAAAAGCAGGCAGCAACCUUUGAGCAGUAUUCUAGAGGUCAGCAAAAUCUGAAGCGCUUAGGCUACUGAAAGUAAAAUUAGCAGCUGUGAGGUUUGCAUUAGACUUGUCUACAUUUUUGGGGGAGGGGAUUUGGGGCAGGGUGCGCUUAUUGGUGCUAGUAUUAAUAGCACAGAGCAUUCCAACUUCCUGACCGGUUUCUGCACACUGCAGUGCUUCACAUGUUGCCAACAGUUAGGAAGAGGUUUCUUGUCUGGAUGAAUUGACAAACGAGAGGCUGGCUACCUAAGUCAUCUUUGGCGUCCCCUGCACUUGGUCUUACAUAACAGCAAUACUAUAUAUCGAAACAGUCCAAUCCCAGUGAAAUUAUCAUGGGUUGUUGUUUUUAACUCUGUCUCCGUGUAUUAGUUUGAUAAGUUUAUAUAAAUCAAAUGCAAAAAAAAAUGACAUUAACUCCUCAUAACGGUUCAGGAAAUUCAAAGCUGUUGCUCUUACAGUAAUCGUAACUCUGUCCCUUGCACAUGUUAUAUUCCAAGUAGCUCUGAAGUUAAGGGUAAGUGUACCAAACCCAGAGAGACAUGCCUGCAUCAUGUCUCAGACAUGUUUGCACGUGCGUAUGUGUUUAUAAAUAAAAAAGCAGUGCAGGUACAUAGGUGCAAAUUCAAAAGAGCAGAUGUCUUGAUGCCCUUUUAAAAAGUCUUUAAAAAUAUGCAAUAGUUUAAGAGUUGGCUUUGGUGCUGGGUUGUAUGUAAGUGCAAAUAGGAAUGAACUACUGGUCCUACUGCUUUUGGAGCUUGGAAUUAGGGGACGCGGCGUGUCUGAAGGAAGCCUGUCUUCUGAGGGAACAUAGUGUGUGAUGUGGGAGGAUGAACAUUAGGCUGGCAGGAGGAGCAAGGAGGCGUCUGAAAAACAGUGUAAACAUUAGCACAGAAUUGGCGGACAGGAGACCUCAGUUUUAUUCCUUUCCCUCUUAGUGACUUGGGGUACAUCUACAUACCAAAAAAAGACCUGUGGCAGUGAGUCUCAGAGCCUGGUCAGUUGACUCAGGCUAGCAGGGCUCAUGCUGCAGAGCUAAAAAAUAGCAAGGUAGACAUUUGGGCUCAGGCUGGAGCCUGGGCUCUGAAACCUGGCAGAGAGGGAGAGUCUUAGAGCCCAGGCUCCAGCCAAACCCGAACAUCUACACUGCUGUUUUUAGCCCCAUAACACAAGCCCGAGUCAAUUGACCCAGGCUCUGAGACUUCUUGCCACCGAAUUUUGUGUUUUACUGUGUAGAUGUACCUUACAGUAUAACCUUGGGCAAACCAAACUUCCUGUGCCAGUUUCCCUAUCUGUAAAACGGGGAUAAUAAUACUUCCCUACCUCACAGUAUGCUUGGAUGGAAGAAUCUCUAGAAGGGAAAAGUAUUAUUAUCCACUCUCCUUCUGUGUAAUAUAAGGGUCACGCUGCCUUCUCCACCUCUUUCACAGCUAGCGAAGGCUGUGGUAGUGUGGUUCUGUGUGUGUAAUUUAGGGGAGGCGAAUUGGAAUAGGCAGUUUGAAUCCGGUGAUGCCAUGAUAGACUGCAAUGAGGAUGCUCUCUCAGAGGGAAGCUUUGGGGAUGUUCUGAGGUAGGAUAGUUGCAAAGUACAGUUCUGUUGAUUACAGUAGAACGUCAGAGUUAUGAACACCAGAGUUACGAAUUGAUCAGUCAACCACACACUUCAUUUGGAACCAGAAGUACACAAUCAAGCAACAGCAAAGACAAAAGUAAAAGCAAAUACACUACUGUGGUAAAUGUCAACUACUAAAAUAAUAAAGAGAAAGCAUUUUUUUUCUGCCUAGUAGAGUUUCAAAGCUAUAUUAAGUCAAUGUUCAGUUGUAAACUUUUGAAAGAACAGCCAUCAUUUUUUGUUCAGAGUUCUGAAAAUUUCAGAGUUACGAAGAGCCUCCAUUCCCGAGGUGUUCAUAACUCUGAGGUUCUACUGUAUUUAAAACAUAGACAUAGAUGCCGUACCACCUGUCAAGUGGCAGAAUAAAACAGUGAAAGCUGUUCUAAGCAGUCACCCCCAGGACCAUCAAAAGUCAACAAUCUAGUGAAGGUCAAACAAAAUAGGACUGGAAAAUUUAAGAGUGUUUGAAAGUGGCCACAGAAGAAAGGAGAGAGGUGGUUGUUAGUGUGGAUUUCUCCAGAAUCAACGCAAGAGGGGAUAUGGGAUGCACAGAAUAUGCUGCUUUAGUCAUAGCUUUUGAACUUACCAAAAAAAAUCCAAACUAUCCUGUUCACACUAGAGAGCAUCAGAAAAUACUUUGUUACCUACAAAAUUUUAAGUGUUUAAAAUAGAACUUUUAAAAUACUACCAACUGUAAAACAUAAAAUUAUUUAUAUACAUAUAUAGUGGGAAAGUUUCCCUGCUGAGCUUGCUGUGAAGAGAAGGGUGAAGGUGCAGUAACUGCUAUACAAGCAAAAUUUCUCCGAAGCCGAUGGCAACAAAUCCAUCGAGAUUAAGCGAUGAAGGGCUGAAAUGAAAUAGUGAAUGCCUUGUUCGUAUGGCAUGGCUGUGAGUUUCUUGAACAGGUUUUUACUGUAUUGAUACUGUGAACAGAGGCGAUCCCAGUAAUCUAGGAUCAUAUCAGCACCUCCUUGCUUGCUGAUUCACUCCUCUUAAUUGGCCUGGCAAGAGCCAUGAAAUUGUUUUUUAUUAUUAGCCUAGGCUAGUCUAAAAAAUAAACAAUAAUAAAGCUUGUGAAAGAAUUUUUUGUAUGUGUGCAGCACUUGCCGUUGUACAAACAACCAUUUCUGAUUGCAUGUGAAAGAGCCAAUAUUCUUGCCCAGGCCUCGUUGAGGUGAAGUUUAUAGCUUGUAGCUCGGGUAGGUGUAAAGUAUGGGAGUGGGGAUCAUUAAUACUCUUUCUGUACAUUUACUGAAUGUGUAUGUGUGUGUAUUUGUGUGUGUGGAGAGCCUGGUGUCUCUAGUGCUUUCUCUAACCAUGCUGAAAGCUAUCUAUGCUAGCAAUUUGAGAACCAGGUCAGAAGGGGCUGUUUCUGAAAUUAUCAUCACUAAUGGUUCAGUUUUCUAGUGAAAAUGAGGCCAAGAUGGGAGAAUAGAAAUGUCUUGCCUACAAUAGAAAAACUACUCGUUUUUCAGCAAGGGUGCAGCUGCUUUGAGCAGCUUUUCAUGACACAGUGAUAAAAACUUUAGGCCGUUGUACAUUGGCAAUCAUACCUUUGUUGCAGCUCCACUGAUGUUGGGGGAAAAAAAGGGAAAUAUUUUUCUAGUAUAGACAUAUCCUGGAUUGGCUGGGGACCUGGCUUUGCAUUUCAGUGUGUAACUGCAACUCUUCACCUUUGCCAAACUGUGAUUUCAACCAUGAUUUAAAGGAGGAUGUAUAUAGAAGAGCUCUGUCGUACAAUAUAUUAAUACUUCUGUAAUUAACAUUUGUGUUAGAGCUUCAGAACCAGGGCUUAAAAGUCCACUUGCCUACGUGCCCCUGGCAAGAGAGGAACAUGGAUCAUCAAUUUCUGCAGAAUAUUGUUUUUCUGUAAUGGAAAAAAAAUAAGUUUCUAGUUCUUGACGGUUGCAAAGAUAACCUUCCAAAUGUGAACCAAUGCAGGCGUUUUCCUGAGUCUGCAGAAAGCUUUGGUCCCUUCACUGCUGGCCAUAGCUUUGCCGAGUAGCAGCAGCGUGAAAUUAAUGCCACUCUGGGCAGUUUCGCUGCUGCCACUGGGUUUUCUGUGAAUAGCUGUGGAAAAAACAAGAAUCGUGUCAGUAUUGUGCUGCUGCUUUUCAGGAAAGCUAAAGCUCCUCCUUUUGGUCCUCCUUGCCAGAAGGCUGGGGAAGGGCAAAUUCUUCCCCACACUCUUCCAGUAGCCAUGAGGCUCUGGGGUUGCAGGAAGGGAAAAGAGAGCUGCUUCUCUUUUCCCACAGACUGCUAGAGAAGGGUGGAUGGCUGUACAACAUUUAUUUAUAUCUCUUGCCAGAGGCUGAUACAAAAGAUAGCGCCUUCUACCCGGAUCCAGGGAUAGCAACCUGAUAAGAAUUCAAGCAGUUGAGCUAGGGGGGCAGCUCCUACUUAUCUUUCGUAUCAGUCUCUGGGCUUCUCAUCAGGUUAUUGCCCAUGGAGUUCCCUGUUGGGCACCCACUGAUCAUUUUUCAUACUCUGGUCAGUAUGUUUAGUCUUCUGGCUAGUCAGGUCAGUAAAUUUUUCAAGCCACCUUCUAUAGAAUUCAGUUUUCAAAGGCCUGGAUGAUGAAAUAGAAAUGGAAUAUGGAUAAUUUCACGUCUAGAUCACCAGUUUAAAUCCCACUAAGACGGGUAGUGACUAAACUUUGUUACCAUCUGACAGUUAUUCAGUGCAGGAAAUUCCUUUUGGAACUAAUUGGCAGUCUUUCCGAAAGUCUUAGCAGAGAGACGUGGAUUGAAUGAGCAUAGAGCCAGGAUAUGUGUAACCCCACAUAUGGUCCUUCCAGACCAGGGUUGAAACAAAUUGACUGUGAAAAGCUCUCUCUCCUACUGCCUGUUCUGUAUCUAUCCUGUGACACCCACAUGACCUCACUUUCCAGUGCUGUCGGUGCCACAACUUUCACCAGUAAUAAAUUCAUUUAAAAAUGUGGCCCCAAUCCUGCAAAUGAACUAAGAGAACAGACCCUUACACUUGUGUGGAAUCCCUUUGACUUUAAUCGGGAUUUGUCCAUACAGAUCCAUUUGGAGGAUUUGGGCCUUAACUUUUAUGUGCCACUGCAGAAGCUGAUGAACAAAUGAAACUGGAAGAUGCAGUUUACUUAGCACAAAUUAGGCCAUAAGAUGGAUACUUUGAGUCAUGCAUUUUAAUUAUCAGCAAAAAUUAGCACCCAGAAAACCUAUUAGUUAAACUUUAUAAAAAUCUGCUGUUUUGCACACAAUGGUGCCUGACUAAUUUAGAGGUGUGAUUAGAACACGCAGAUGAUUUCCAUUUUCAGGGCUGCUAACUGCUUUGCUUGCUCUUGUGGAAAUAUUUUGGGAAUAGGAGAAGCCAAAGGAAUGCUGCUUUGUGGAACCUCAAAUUGUUUAUGCUUUUAGUUUGGGGUUUUGUGUAAUUCAAGUUUGUCAGAGAAAAAUAUUUCCCUUAAUUCUCUCUUUCAUGAGGGAAUGAUCUAUAGUGGCUAAUGCUUGGGAUCUGAAGUCAGAAAAUCUGGGCUCUUUGAACAGCUCUGCUACUGAUGGGCUAUGUGUCG